Messenger RNA from Schistocerca serialis cubense, 1128 nucleotides. Its product is annotated as major royal jelly protein 1. Bases 1 to 1128 code for a protein of 375 amino acids. Gene Ontology annotation, cellular component: extracellular region. The transcript has a single exon. The record is from RefSeq and is a predicted model, not a curated record. Lineage: Eukaryota; Metazoa; Arthropoda; Insecta; Orthoptera; Acrididae.
AUGACGUCCUUAUCGUGGCUGCUGCUGGCUGCCGCCGGCCUGUCGCUGGUGGCGGCGUCGUGCGACAAGUCGCUGCUGCCCGAGCUGACGUUCACGCUGAACGGCGCCAACCUGGCCUGGCCGUGCACGUCGACGCGCAACAUCUACGCCUCGUCGGGCCGCUACGUGUCGCGCAACAUCAUCGCGACCCGCGUGCAGAUCUUCAAGGACGAGGCCAUCGUGGCGACGCCGCGCUACAAGCCGGGCGUGCCCUUCACGCUGGGCAAGCUGUCGCUCAAGAGCAAGGACCACCAGGCGGUGCUCAGCCCCUUCCCCUGCUGGAGCCUCCAGGAGGAGGGCAACUGCCAGGCGCUGCAGUCGGUCGUCGACCUGUUCCUCGACCCGCAGGACAUCCUCUGGGUGCUCGACGUCGGCAUCGUCAACACGCUGGACCAGCCCAUCCGCCGCUGCCCGCCCAAGAUCGUCGCCAUCAACGUGAAGACCGGCAAGGUGGUGAAGGUGAUCGACCUGUCGGGGCUGGUGUGCUCGGCCAGCCGGCUGCAGUACCUGGUGGUCGACUACGCCGAGGACGGGCGCGUCUUCAUCUACGUGAGCGACGCGGCGACGCGCGCCAUCAUCGUGUUCGACGUGACGGCCGGGCGCGGCUUCCGCGUGGUGCUGCCCAAGGCGGUCACCGACGGCUGCUUGCGCCGCGACGUGCUCUACCUGGCGCUCAUCCGCAAGCCGUGCGGCACCACCGUGCUCUACUUCACCUACCUGUCCUCGGGCCGGCUCUUCUCCAUCAAGACGGCCCACCUGAGGCGCGGCAGCGCGCGCGGCACCGUCGUCGACGUCGGCCCCAAACCCACCAACCUGGUCAUCCUGGGCACGGACGGCGGCACCGCCCUCUUCUUCCGCUACAAGGGCGACAGCGAGAUCUACCUGUGGAACACGGAGACCUGCUUCAAGGAGGAGAACUUCAUGCUGGUGCAGCAGGCCGGCGAGUGCCGCCUGGCCACGCAGGUGGUGCCCGGCUACAAGCGACUCAUGUGGGUGCUGGAGAGCAACUUCCAGGACUACAUCCAGAACACCGUGGGCUGCGCCGGCGCCUCCGUCUCCCUGCACCCGCUCGUCAAGGGCUGCGAAUAA